GCCAAUUUGGAUUUCAUUCAGUAAUCAACCGUACCUCAGAGAAAUUUCAGAGACGGUGAGUGCGUGCCGACGUUUUAGAGGCAGGAAAAACCACAGUGGAAACGAUGAGUAAACUGGUUAUUGUUGUGAUCCUCGCCACUUUGGCUGUGGCUUUAUGCAGACCAGCGGCAAAGGAUGAUCCUCAAGUAGCUUGUAAACUUCCAAUGGUCAAAGGCUAUUGCAGAGCUCUCUUGCCAAGAUGGAGAUACGACCCAUCAAUAGGAAAAUGCGUCGAAUUUAAAUAUGGGGGAUGCAAUGGAAAUGCUAACAACUUCAUGACCCAGAAGGCAUGUUCAGCCACUUGCGAGGGUGUAUUUUAAAGUCCAACAACACUAUCGCAAAUUUCUAAAACAGAUGCCCACAGUAUUAAGCCAUAAUAGAUAGGAAUAGAAA
Anoplophora glabripennis (Asian longhorned beetle) is the source of this 432-nucleotide messenger RNA. Its product is annotated as PI-actitoxin-Afv2a-like. NCBI's taxonomy places the organism in Eukaryota, Metazoa, Arthropoda, Insecta, Coleoptera, Cerambycidae. Gene Ontology annotation, molecular function: serine-type endopeptidase inhibitor activity. Bases 105 to 359 code for a protein of 84 amino acids. The transcript is spliced from 3 exons. The record is from RefSeq and is a predicted model, not a curated record.